Messenger RNA from Dovyalis caffra, 243 nucleotides. NCBI's taxonomy places the organism in Eukaryota, Viridiplantae, Streptophyta, Magnoliopsida, Malpighiales, Salicaceae. The record is from the annotation of a GenBank genome assembly.
AUGUCCUCCCAUACUAAAUUCGGCCCCUCACGGCCAUUCAACGGAGCCAAGAUCACUGGCUCUCUUCAUAUAACCAUCCAAACUGCUGUUUUGAUUGAAACUUUAACUACCUUAAGUGCUGAGGAGUAUUGGUGGUGCACUGAGGGAGCUCUUGAUUGGGGGCUAGGUGGUGGUCCUGAUUUGAUCAUUGAUGAUGGUGGCGAUGCUAAUCUCUUGAUUCACGAGGGUGUGAAGGUUGAGUAG